Messenger RNA from Trichoderma breve, 1656 nucleotides. RefSeq lists its product as uncharacterized. The coding region runs from base 1 to 1656 and encodes 551 amino acids. NCBI's taxonomy places the organism in Eukaryota, Fungi, Ascomycota, Sordariomycetes, Hypocreales, Hypocreaceae. Gene Ontology annotation, biological process: regulation of DNA-templated transcription. Gene Ontology annotation, cellular component: nucleus. The record is from RefSeq and is a predicted model, not a curated record. The transcript is spliced from 6 exons. Gene Ontology annotation, molecular function: DNA-binding transcription factor activity, RNA polymerase II-specific; transcription cis-regulatory region binding; zinc ion binding.
AUGGAGUCCGAUACCUCCCACGAACCAACUUUGGCAGAGUCGCUGACUCCAGCACCAUACGGAAGUGCAUGCGUGGCGUGCUCCCGAGGCAAAUGCAAAUGUUUCUAUCGGUCUGAUGGUUCGGGAUGUGAGAGAUGCCAUCGUCUUGGCAAAGCUUGCGAACAGACGGCGUCUAUACGCAAACGCAGGACUCAAAAGGCUUCCUCUCGAUCAGUGCAGCCGCCACCACCCAGGAAUCUACUGGAAGAGAAGCUGGACAAUGUGCUAUCCAUUUUGCGCUCCCAGGCAUCCACCAAACAGCUUGUCGAACAAACCCUCGAAGGUGAACCAAGUAAUAACACCACUCUAUCGAACACAGACUCGCUGCAUAAUCCUAUCACUCCAUCGAUUGCACGUGGUCCAGAAGUCGUUAUUGACACGACUGAAAGCGUUGUCCAUCUAUUUCGGCCAGUCGAGAGCCCAGAUGAUUCACCGUCGAGCGCUACUAGCCCUCAAUUACUAAUUGCUGGCGAUGUGCCUAUUCAUGGCAUCACGGCUUUGAAUGCUGAGGAGCAAUUGGCAACAUUUCGUCGUGCUUUUAUCCCCGCAUUUCCAUUUAUUCAUAUUCCAACCACAACAUCUGCUUCAGAUUUAUAUAGGGAGAAGCCUUUCGUUUGGCUUGUCAUAAUCGCCUUGACUACGAAGGUCGUCUCAAAGCAGUUCGAUCUUGCAGACCAUAUUUGGAAAAUCAUCUCCCAACGAGUCUUAUGUGAACAUCACGCAAAUGUAGAUCUCCUUCUCGGUAUAAUUUGCUUUGCCUCUUGGUCCCAUUACUUUAAAAAAGACAAACCCUUCAUGACCAUGCUUACCCAGAUGGCCGUGUCCAUGGCGUUUGAACUUGAUUUACACAAAGAUACAACCCCUGGGAUAUCACCACGUGGCAAACCUAGCCGUCUGUUAACCCGCCAGACAUAUGCACGGCCCGUUCGAACCAUAGAGGAACGUCGCACAUUUGCUGCAUUGUACUAUCUUACCUCUGCUACGUGGGCAGCGUACAGAAAAACAUAUCCGCUCGAUUGGACACUGUACUUGGAGGAUUGUGCUCGAGUUUUGAGCCAAGGGGUUACGAUAUUUUAUCUGCUCAGCACCGAACUGAAAAUAAAAGAAUUCUUUCUGAGGCAUAAGGAAAGUAAUAAUCAACAUAAUGGAAUUCAAAUUCGAAGAGUUCAAGAUCUCGAAUCGGCUCUGGCCGUAAUUGAACACUUGUUAGCUGUGUUUGACGAUCUACCGAUUCUCGAUUGGGUUGGUAUUAGUGUUGAUUACGUUACUCAGCUUACUCACUGCCUCGUGGUUCUCUUCAAGCUCAACACGCUCAAAGAACCCGGCUGGGAUCUAUUCGAAACUAGGAAACGUGCUGAUGUGAUUCAAAUUCUUGAUCAAUAUUACGAGAAGGCUGAACGUGCAUCGGAGAUAAUUGGGAUAGUGGAGAUGGCUACGAACAUGGCCUAUCUAAAUUUAGAAGAGGAUAUCGCAGAAGAGCUUCCUGGUCUAACUACAGAUAAUAUUGUUCCGGAUGAUCUUGUUAUGAGCUUAGCCCAAGAGUCAUGGCUUUCUGACUUGAUUGAGGAUCCCUGGGAUUAUGUUAGUCAACUAAAUGAGACUGAAUAUUGUUUUUAA